GGGGCUGAAAAGUGAUUGAAUUCUUCUUGUUCCUCACCAUAUUGACAUAUUUUCGUUCACUACUUCAUGUGCAUGAGGAACAUCUUAUCCGGAACAUCCCGCUAAACACCCCUCUUCAGUCUUGUGAUGCGCUACUGCGACGGAAGCUCGACCUGAUACUUAGCACAUCAAAAUCUCAAUACCACUGACCCAAACACCACACUCAAGCAUAGCACCAGGUCUCUUGCUUAUGCCACAGCUUCUUAGAGCGCUUUGCGCCCACAAUGCAUCCCUUAACCGCCAUACUCACUCUCAUUUCUCUCACAUCUGCCUCUAACCUCCCUCCACUUCAACACAUCUUCGAGAACGCGGCGCCACUCGAAGACUCUACCUACAAGAUCCCUACCGUUCACGAAUCCGCCAUCCAAGCUCGCCGCAUCCUACACCUCGAGACUAUUGGCACCCUCUCGACUAUCUUCCCUUCUACACAGAGGGCUGAAAACCGCCCUUUAGAUGUCUCUGGCACGCCCAUAGGGUUGAUGGACUACUUUGGGGACUGCGAGCCGAGUACUGGAAACCCAACAAUUCUCGCUAUUUCGAUUGCAACGAGCUUCAAAAAUGUCGCUGCAGGCUCGAAUAUUACCCUGUCGUUGAGAUGGCAUCCUCCGUAUUCACGUCACCGACCUUAUAGCGCCGCGUCUCUACCACGUUAUUCGCUCGUGGGACAUCUCGAGUAUCUUACGCCGGAGGAAAUAAGCAGUCAACGAGUAGCUGCCUGUUUUGUGAAAUAUCACCCUGACGCUGCAGCAUGGCUCCCUGGGAACAGAAUCCAUGAGAGUAAGUGGGUGAGGUUGGUCGUUGAGGACGUGUAUUGGAUUGGUGGUUUCGGGGAUCGCGCGUAUAUCGGGUGGAUACCGCUGGAUGAGUGGAAGAGCGUGACGAAAGAGGAGAUAGAGGAAUGCAGGCUGCCGGGUGAGAGGAAGCACGGAUGGGGUUCGUGGAGCUCAUGGUUGGGUUUGGGCGCGGACGAGAGUCAAGAGGAGGCUUGGGAAUUGUGAGCCUGUCUGCAGGGCAUGGAAGUAUUCGGGUGGAACUUGAGGCGGAAAUUCGCCUCUCGUUCCUGAGUUCUGCCCCUCGUUCCUGAAUUGUGCCUUACGACACCCGAUCAGAACACCUCGAGAUUGCGGAGGCUACCCCGUGGGACUUCGCUAACCCUAGAACAGUGAUCAUCUUCACUUACCCUGGGUUGAGUGUCUGUCGGUCGCUCAAAGCCUGCAACUUGCAAUAGCAUGCAGAUGCCGUGGCAAACAUUCUGCAUAUACGGAGUCGUUUUUGGCUCACGAAUUAUUUUUUUUUGCAUUUUCGAUGACCUCGACCAAUCACCGUGGAUAAGAGAUGCUUCUUAGCGCUCCAAACUUUAGAAAGUCAUACGUAGUACCAAUACAGCUGUACAUU
Messenger RNA from Lindgomyces ingoldianus, 1434 nucleotides. RefSeq lists its product as uncharacterized. Lineage: Eukaryota; Fungi; Ascomycota; Dothideomycetes; Pleosporales; Lindgomycetaceae. The transcript has a single exon. The record is from RefSeq and is a predicted model, not a curated record. Bases 264 to 1037 code for a protein of 257 amino acids.